AUGCCAGGCGUUCCCAAGAGUAAAGGAUGUGACGCAUGUCGGAAGUCGAAAAAGAAGUGUGACGAGCUCCAACCAUGCACGCGAUGUGUCAAGCGAGGCGUUGUUUGUCUAGGAAGUGGUCAACAGCGCUACAGGUUUAAGUCCUUGGACAUGACACCAGCAACGAGUCAGAAGAGCAAGUCCGUUGUCCCCACUCAACAGGGGUCUCCGCUCCACAUUUUCCAGGUGCCCAAUGAUACUCUCACAUUGUCAUUCAUCAACACUCUUGAAAUUCGGGACUUGCGCUAUGACAUCUCAUGCUAUGGGCCUUUCCUGAAGGAUUUGCCCCGCAGAUUUGGGUCUAGUCCUGUUCUAGAUGCUGCAGGUACAGCACUGGUGGCUUCGUAUCCCUAUUUCAAAAACGAUGAUAUCCCUCGGCCUGUCCUAGCGCGGUUUGUGAAGGCACUUAAGGUGCUUAGAGAAUGUUUGAGUGAUCCAGCUCAGGCUCACUCUCCUAAUACGCUUUCUGCUAUCUAUCUCAUUUCUAUCUGCCAGGGCUGGAUUGGAAAUCAUGAGAAGCAGCGAACGAGUCAUUCGGAGGCUCUUGUGCAUCUAUUAAAAUUUGUAGACCUAAGCCAAUGUCAAGAAGGGUUUGCAAGACAGCUCAUUGUCACUUUAUGUCCACCUGUGAUUCUGGGAGGCAUACAAGAUCCUAAAAUCCAAAUGCCCAAAUCUUUCUGGGAACAAGUUCUGGCCCUGCUGGAACAAAACCCUCCACCUGCCCAACAUAGUGCAAUCCCACGCCCAAAAACAAACCUCAUGGCACUCUCAAUGUUCCCGGAGUAUAUCCAUUACCCGCAUCGCCAUCUCGCCGGAAUGAACUCCGCAUACACAGUACUCCAAGACGACAAUCACAGAAUGCGGGAAUUUUUGAAUCAUAAACUACUACGAUCACUGCCACAAUUUCAUCAAUCCCGGUACCGAGCUGCUUUUACUGUGAUAUCCGCUUUGGCCCUUUUAUUGAAUACACUUCUCCGAGCAUGCGAUCCCACUGAUAUACUACUGCUGGAAGAAUCGAAAUUUUUCCGUCAGUAUAUUAUUAAGGGUGCCGAGCUGGCAUAUCCUGAUCGUCCUUUUGGAGCGACACAUGUUCAGUUCUGUUUGGUUAUUGCUUUGGCUGAUUGCGCUGAUCAUCCGCAGGAUAUGGCUCGCAUCGAGGCUCUUCUCAUGGACUAUCAGACGGAUUUUAAAGCAACAGGAUGGAUGAACUGUGCUGCGUGGUUAAGAAGGCUUUUCGAGAACCAUCGUUUGUAUGGUGGUCUUGUACCAUUUGACUUGGAUAUAGACACCUCUGAUCUGGGGGUUCCUGGUUGUUGCGCUAUGAUGUGA
Molecule: messenger RNA, 1368 nt
Organism: Penicillium malachiteum
Lineage: Eukaryota; Fungi; Ascomycota; Eurotiomycetes; Eurotiales; Aspergillaceae
Product: Zn(II)2Cys6 transcription factor domain-containing protein
Exons: 4
Coding region: 1-1368 (455 amino acids)
Biological process (GO): regulation of DNA-templated transcription
Molecular function (GO): DNA-binding transcription factor activity, RNA polymerase II-specific; zinc ion binding
Source: RefSeq, a predicted model, not a curated record